AUGCGUGCGUGGGACGAGUGGGAACCACGAGACACAGCAGUAAGCACGGACAAGGGUUGCGGCACACUGACUGCAGGGAGCAGGGUUGGCGCCUGCGUCACCUGUAGCGCCGGCACCAAUCUGUCUGCUACUGCUACACUCACAAAAACAUUGUCUGAGUCUGCAGCACUAACUGCAUUGGCCAACACACCAACAUUACCUCACACCACUUGUAGCACAAGCACCAAUCUGUCUGCUACUGCUACACUCACAACAACAUUGUCUGAGUCUGCAGCACUAACUGCAUUGGCCAACACACCAACAUUACCUCACACCACUUGUAGCACCGGCACCAAUGUGUCUGCUACUGCUACACUCACAAAAACAUUGUCUGAGUCUGCAGCACUAACUGCAUUGGCCAACACACCAACAUUACCUCACACCACUUGUAGCACAAGCACCAAUCUGUCUGCUACUGCUACACUCACAAAAACAUUGUCUGAGUCUGCAGCACUAACUGCAUUGGCCAACACACCAACAUUACCUCACACCACUUGUAGCACCAGCACCAAUCUGUCUGCUACUGCUACACUCACAACAACAUUGUCUGAGUCUGCAGACAACAGUAAAAUAAAAAUGGUAAUUUCAUAA
This is a messenger RNA of Homalodisca vitripennis (glassy-winged sharpshooter), 630 nucleotides long. RefSeq names its product hepatitis A virus cellular receptor 1-like. The record is from RefSeq and is a predicted model, not a curated record. Bases 1 to 630 code for a protein of 209 amino acids. Lineage: Eukaryota; Metazoa; Arthropoda; Insecta; Hemiptera; Cicadellidae. The transcript has a single exon.